GUUCCAAUUCCUACUUUCCCACUUUGCGCCCCUGCUCGCCGCCGGGGCUGAGCCGAGCCAGGACCGGCCGCGGGCUUCCUUCCCCCCCGCCGCGUCGUCCUCCCUCUCCCCCGCUCCAUCCGAUCCUCCGGUCCCCCAGGGCACAGUGUGGGAAGUACGAAUUUCCGCUCAGUUUUUUCGGCAACUUUCGGAGCUCGUCUUUCUCCUGCUCCCCGCUCCGCCCGCCGCUCUCCCCCCGCCCCUCUCCGCCCCUGGGAGAGCCGGCGGAGCAGCGGGCAGCCGCUCUGCAGCCCGCCGGCCGGACGCAUCCCCGCCCGCCCCCCGCGGCAGCGGCAGCAGCAGCGGCAGCAGCACCGGCCCCGCCGCCCCAGACUGCAGGCCGCGAGGGGCGACAGAACCCGGGAGGCAGCAGCCUGCAGCCCUCCCGGCCGCUCCGCGCCCCGGGCGAGCCCAUGGUGCUGGACACGGCCACCUUCAGCCGCCGCGCCUGCCUGCCCGGCGCGGAGCUCAGCCCAAAGCGCAGGAGAGGAGGGGCCGAUUAGCAGCUGCAGAGAAGAGGGGAUGCCGGAGAGACACAAAGCCAGCGGGGGAUACAGCCUACGGCUUGUCCCGGGAUGGGGGCGCCGCGCCGGGUCCGACUGAUGGUGCUGCCGCGGAUGCUCUGGGGCUCUGUUCCGCUCUUCCUGCUGCUUCUGCCCCCGGCCGAGCCCAUCUGCCCCGAGCCCUGCGACUGCCAACAGCACCAGCACCUUCUCUGCACCAACCGAGGCCUGCGCUCCGUACCCAAGGCUGCCGAGCCCCAGGAUAUCCUUACCUACAGCCUCGGGGGCAACUUCAUUGCCAACAUCUCUGCCUUCGACUUCCAUCGCCUGGCAGGACUCCAGCGCCUGGACCUGCAGUACAACCGGAUCCGCUCACUGCAUCCCAAGGCCUUUGAGCGCCUGGGUCGGUUAGAGGAGCUCUACCUGGGCAACAACCUCCUGCCAGCACUGGCUCCUGGCACCCUCAGUGCCCUAGCCAAGCUGCGCAUCCUCUACGUGAAUGCCAACGAGAUUGCCCGCCUCAGCGCUUCCUCUUUUUCUGGCCUCAGCAGCCUUGUCAAGCUGCGGCUGGACGGCAACGAGCUGGGCUCACUGGGUGACUCUACUUUCUCAGAUCUGCCAAACUUACUCUACCUGCACCUGGAAUCCAACCGCAUCCGUUGGCUGAGCCGUGGCGCCUUCAAUGGCCUGGCUAAGCUGCGCUUCCUCGACCUCUCAGGGAACAAGCAGAGCUCCCUUCGCCAUGCAGACAUCUUUGGGCCACUGCGCUCCCUCCACACUCUCUUGCUGGCAAGCAACAGCCUGCAGCAGCUGACCGGAGGGCUCUUCCAGCACCUGCCUAGCUUGGCGAAGCUCUCACUCAGUGGCAACAGACUGGCUCACCUGGCCCCAGAUGCCUUCAUGGGGCUGAGUUCACUGAAGGAGCUACGCCUGGAGGGAAACCUGCUGAGCCACCUGCCUGCUGCCCUGCUGGAACCACUCAGCAACCUAGAAGUGCUGGAUCUGAGCCGCAAUGUGCUGACUGCCUUGCACCCCACCACCUUCAGCCGCCUCAGCUGCUUGCGAGAGCUCAGUCUGCGGGAGAACGCGCUGGCCACCCUCCCCGGAGAGCUCUUUGCCUCCAGCCCGGCUCUCUACCGCCUGGAGCUGGAAGGGAACGCCUGGAGCUGCGACUGCCGCCUCCGCGGACUCAAGCACUGGCUGGGGUCCUGGCACUCCCAGGGCCGCUUGCUCACUGUCUUCGUGCAGUGCCGCCUGCCGUCCACCCUGGCCGGUAAGUACCUCGACUACCUGCAGGACGCCCAGCUGCCAGCGCCGGAAGACGGUGGUCCCUGCCACGACAGUGCCUUCCCAUCCUCCGCGUCCCCGCCGCCGACGGCUGAGGUACAGCGACGACCGUCGCCGGCCGCCGCCGGGCUCGGCAGCAACAGCAGCGGCAGUGGUGCAAGCCUGCCCCGCGGGCCGCCGGCGGCUGCUUCCACCGCCCACCUGCUGGGGGCGCCCAAGGGCGCGGCGACGGCGCCAAGGGCUGCGGCGGAGGUGUCCAGUCCCACGCCGUCGGGGACCGCCCGCCCAGCUGCCUCCAGGCCCGCGCCGCCCAGCGCGGCGUGGCCUCGGCGGGCAGGCAAGGCUCGCUCGGCGCCGGCCGCCGGGGUCCUGCCGCUGGUGUCCGACCCGUGCGAUUUCAACAAAUUGUUCCUCUGCAACCUGUCGGUGGAGUCGGUGGGCUCCAGUUCGGUGACAGUACGCUGGGCCGUGCGGCCGCACCGCAUCCCCCGCCUGCUAGGGCCGGCACGGUUCCGCCUCCUCUUCGACCGCUUUGGCGCAGCUGUCAAGUUCCAGCGCUUCGUCUACCUGCCGGAGCGCGGGGAGCUGGUCGCCACCCUGCGGGAGCUCCGCUCGGACACCCCUUACCUCGUUUGCAUCGAGGGCGUCCUCGGCGGCCGCGUGUGCCCGGUGGCGCCACGGGAUCACUGCGCCGGGUUGGUCACCCUGCCCGACAGCGGCUCGGCCGCGGCGACGGCAGGAGGACCCCGCGGGCCCGAUCAGCAGCUUCUCACCCUAGUGCUGCUGGCGGUGAACGCCCUGCUGCUUUUUGCAGCGCUGGCCGCCUGGGGCUCCCGCCUCCUGCGGAAGAAGGUGCUAGGGCGGCGACGGCGGAAGGCGGCCCCCGUCCACGUCCGACAGCUCUACUCCACUCGCCGGCCCCUCCGCUCCAUGGGUACCGGUGUCUCCAAUGACUUCUCAGGCUUCCAGUCCCACCGGCCUCCUCGUGGUGCCGCCUGCGCCCUCAGCGAGGCCGACCUCAUCGAGUUUCCCUGUGAGCGCUUCAUCGACAGCGGCGGCAGCACCCGCCACGGCGAUGAGCAUCUGCUGCAGCGGUUCGCCGACUGAGCCCGCUAAGCUGCAGCUCCUAGCGGGCCCUCUGCGCUCGGUGGGUGCUCCGCGUUGCCGUGCGAUGAGGCCCGCUGCGAUCUGUUCUCAGCACGGCUAUGAAGGGGCGGCGUGGCCCCAGGGCGUUGCUGCUUCCAAGGAGGAGAGGUGUGGUGCAGUCGUUGCCUUCAGCCACCCCUGCUGCAGCUUGGGCCUGAUGCCAUCUUCGAGAUGGGCUUACCCAGUCACCUCUGCUGAGAGGUCAGCAUUUUCUCAGUCGUCACUAACAGAGUUCAAGCAAAUGCCCCAGCCCUGUUGGUAGCCAUACCAUGAGGAACCAACCGAGGGAGCUACUGUAGAGUAGCCGCUGGUGCUCCCUUACACAAACUCGGAGCCGUGAAUUUCAGUGUAGUAUUUUACAGGUGUUCUUUCUCAGAUCGUAGUUGGGAACGAGUUACAGUGAGUCUUGGCUCCAUGUGAGGAUACUUAAACCUUUCCAAGGCGCCAGCCCUUCCAAAGGGAGAAAUUGGUCAGCUUUUAAUUUUACUGGUGAAUUGCAUGGAACCGAUGAGUCUUCUGAAGGGCUGGAAGUGCAUGUGCUGUGCUGGACAGUUUGAAGGCUUUGUCAUUGUAACUCAAACAGAAUGUGAGGCAACUUCAUGAGGGCAAGUAUGUUUUCAUAAUAUUUUUGUCAACGGGAAACAAUAAUGCAGCUGGUUAGUUUUACAGGAAUAUGUUGCUAACACCACUAGGAAAAAACUAACAGUUCUGUAAUGUUUACAAACGAGGUAUUUCUUAAUUGUUUCUGAAUAAACACUGCUUGGUACUUGUACACAUUAAUGUGUGCUGGAGUUGUCUGGGUCCGUGAUGGUCAGUAGAGCACUGACCCUCGCAUAAUCCAUCUUCAUUUCUAGAUGGGUGGAUGCAGAGGUGAACUGUUGAUGGGUUAAUAAUGUUAGUGCCUUUCUUCAGAAACAAUAAUAGGUGAGAAUAUUUCAGGAAUGUGAAACAGUCUUUAUCCUAACAGGCAAUUCUCUCUUAGCCUUAGCCUGCUAAAGUUAGAAGCUUUAUGUACCUCACUGUGAAAUAAAACGUUUUUCUGUAUUAAUCUAGAUUCUGUGUUUUGUGUAGCUGAGUGAGUAACGCUAAACUGAAAGCCUUAUGCGGUUGGAUAUGAUGUUUGAGUUGGCUUUGGUUGGGUUGAGCUUUUUAAUUUAGUUUUUAGUGUUGAUUUUAGAGCUGUGCUAAUCAUUUUGUGGUCAGUUGCUCUCUACUUUCUUGGACUUUCUGAUUUCCCUAAAUAUUUACAGAAUGUGGUUCUGUUGCUACAAAAUCUGGUGGUUUGGUUUACAUUAAUAAUUCUCUCUGUGUAGUCUAGAAAUAAGCUAAUGUAAAGGGUCUGAACAGAGGUUACACUUCAAAUGCAAAUGUUUUAGAUGGAGUUUGUUAAAUUGUUGGGGCCGUUGAUGCUACUUCUGCUCCUCUGAAUUUAAUGUGGAACCUCAGAUGAACUCUUGUGAAACCAAAUGGCUUUGAAGGAAGUGCUAUUGGAGUAUGGAGACAUUUGUCUCCGUGUCCUGCAUUCACUGCUGACCUGAGGUGUUCAUGACAAGUUUUUUUGUUACCAUAAUUGUGUGUAAGCAAUUUGGGCAGUUUUCUUUUCUUCUCCUUUCCUCUUUUUUUCCCUAGAUACUUAUGUUACUUUGUGUUUACAAAAGACACCAUGGUAACCCUUACCUUCAAUUGUCAUUGAGGGACUGAAUGGAGAGAAAACACAUGUUCUGGAGAAAUUUUGUUCAGUCUUCAAAUGGGAGGAGAGGAAAGAGCAUGUGGAGAUUGUUUGUCUUAAUCUCUACCUUUUAAGUGCAGAAAAGAAGUCUUGAUUGUUGCAUCAGUAGCAAAAAGUUCUUUGGGAUUUCAUUUUGACAGGCAGUAGUUUUCAUGAGUAUCAGAGGCCAAAGUCAGCUGUCAGUGUUAAAAUUCAUAAUUCUUAAAGGCACAAUGUUGAAUGCAGUUAAAACUGAUGGAGUCCAGGAUCAGGUUUUCUUUUUUGUUAAAAAUGUUAAAUUUCCAUUCUUUUGGACACCUUGAUGCUUUUGGCCAUUUGUGACUGAGUGUGGGAUACACCAUUGUUGUUAGAAAUGCAACGGGGGGUACUGAGCAAAGCUGUGUAUCACACUAACGAUAGCUCUAUCACUGGAUAUUCUUCCAAUGGGAGAUGCAUAGAUGCUGUACAUGGUUAUAAUCAGUUAUGUCAAUAAAUCAAUUUGCUGAAAGAAAA
Messenger RNA from Pogoniulus pusillus (Red-fronted tinkerbird), 5196 nucleotides. RefSeq names its product TLR4 interactor with leucine rich repeats (gene TRIL). The record is from RefSeq and is a predicted model, not a curated record. Gene Ontology annotation, biological process: regulation of cytokine production involved in immune response; toll-like receptor 4 signaling pathway. The transcript has a single exon. The coding region runs from base 615 to 2936 and encodes 773 amino acids. Gene Ontology annotation, cellular component: extracellular matrix; lipopolysaccharide receptor complex. Gene Ontology annotation, molecular function: protein binding; lipopolysaccharide binding. Lineage: Eukaryota; Metazoa; Chordata; Aves; Piciformes; Lybiidae.